Messenger RNA from Castor canadensis (American beaver), 2491 nucleotides. RefSeq names its product chondroadherin like (gene Chadl). Gene Ontology annotation, molecular function: protein binding. Gene Ontology annotation, cellular component: plasma membrane. The record is from RefSeq and is a predicted model, not a curated record. NCBI's taxonomy places the organism in Eukaryota, Metazoa, Chordata, Mammalia, Rodentia, Castoridae.
GACUGGGGCGGCAGUUCACCAGCAGUAUGGAGGGACCCCAGUGUGCCACCCAUGGCCCCUUGCUGCUGCUGCUGCUGCUGCUGCUGCUAGGUCCAGUUUGGCAUGCAGCAGCCUACCACUGUCCACAGACCUGCAUCUGUGACAACGCCAGGCGGCACGUGGCCUGCAGGCACCAGAACCUCACUGAGGUGCCAAAUGCCAUCCCUGAGCUGACCCAGAGGCUGGACCUCCAGGGGAACAUGCUGAAGGUGAUCCCUCCAGCUGCCUUCCAGGACCUGCCUUACCUCACACACCUGGACCUGCGGCACUGUCAGGUGGAGAUGGUGGCCGAGGGCGCCUUCCGCGGCCUGGGUCGCCUGCUCCUCCUCAAUUUGGCCUCCAACCACCUGAGCACCCUGCCCCAGGAGGCGUUGGACGGGCUGGGCUCGCUGAGACGGCUGGAGCUGGAGGGGAACAUGCUGGAGGAGCUGCGGCCCGGGUCCUUUGGGGCACUGGGCGCGCUGGCCACGCUUAACCUGGCCCACAACGCCUUAGUUUACCUGCCCGCCAUGGCCUUCCAGGGGCUGCUGCGCACGCGCUGGCUGCAGCUGUCCCACAACGCGCUCAGCGUGCUGGCCCCGGAGGCCCUGGCCGGCCUGCCCGCCCUGCGCCGGCUCAGCCUACACCACAAUGAGCUCCAGGCCCUGCCCGGGGCAGCCUUGUCCCAGGCUCGCGGCCUGGCCCGUCUGGAGCUGGGUCACAACCCACUCACCUACACAGGUGAGGAGGACGGACUGGCGCUGCCAGGCUUGAGAGAGCUGAUGCUGGACCACGGGGCCCUGCAGGCUCUGGGUCCCCGAGCCUUCGCCCACUGUCCGCGACUGCACACCCUGGACCUUCGAGGGAACCAGCUGGACACGCUGCCCCCGCUGCAGGGCCCGGGCCAGCUGCGCCAGCUGUGGCUGCAGGGCAACCCGCUGUGGUGCGGCUGCCAGGCGCGGCCUCUGCUCGAGUGGCUGGCGCGGGCGCGCGUGCGCUCGGACGGCGCGUGCCGGGGGCCGCGGCGGCUGCGAGGCGAGGCCCUGGACGCGCUGCGGCCCUCGGACCUGCGCUGCCCCGGGGACGCGGCGGAGGAAGAGGAAGAGGAGCGGACGGUGGCUGUCCCCCGCCCCACUCCGCGCGCCCCGCGGGAGGAGGACGGGGCGGCCACGCCCUGCCCUCGAGCCUGCGUGUGCGUCUCCGAGUCCCGGCACAGUUCCUGUGAGGGUCGCGGCCUGCAGGCGGUGCCCCGCGGCUUCCCCAACGACACCCAGCUCCUGGACCUGAGGCGGAACCACUUCCCUUCAGUGCCUCGAGCGGCCUUCCCCGGCCUGGGCCACCUGGUGUCGCUACACCUUCAGCACUGCGGCAUUGCAGAGCUGGAGGCGGGCGCCUUGGCGGGGCUGGGCCGCCUCGUCUACCUCUACCUGUCUGACAACCAGCUGUCAGGCCUCAGCGCUGCCGCCCUUGAAGGGGCGCCUCACCUUGGCUACCUGUACCUGGAGCGCAACCGCUUCCAGCAGGUGCCAGGGGCCGCCCUACGCGCCCUACCCAGUCUCUUCUCCCUUCACCUGCAGGACAAUGCUGUGGACCACCUGGCACCUGGUGACUUGGUGGGGGCGCGGGCCUUGCGCCGGCUCUAUCUGAGUGGAAACCGCAUCACCAAGGUGUCACCUGGGGCUCUGGGCCCAGCUCGGGAGCUGGAGAUACUGCACCUUGACAGGAACCAGCUUAGAGAGGUGCCCACUGGAGCUUUGGAAGGGCUGCCUGCCCUCCUGGAGCUUCAGCUUUCAGGGAACCCACUCAGGGCCCUGCAGGAUGGGGCCUUCCAGCCUAUAAGCCCAUCGCUGCAGCACCUCUUCCUGAACAGCAGUGGCCUGGAGCAGAUAUCUCCCAGGGCCUUCUCAGGCAUGGGGCCAGGGCUCCAGACCCUGCACCUGCAGAAGAACCAACUUCGGGCCCUGCCCGCCCUACCCAGUCUCAGCCAACUUGAGCUCAUUGACCUCAGCGGAAAUCCCUUCCACUGUGACUGCCAGCUGCUCCCAUUGCACAGGUGGCUCACUGGGCUGAACCUGCGGGUGGGGGCUACAUGUGCCACCCCUCCCAGUGUGCGUGGUCAGAGGGUGAAAGCUGCAGCUGCUAUCUUUGAAGAUUGCCCAGGCUGGAUGGCCAGGAAAGCCAAGCAGACACCAGCCUUCAGGCCGAGUGCCAGGAGAAUCCCUAUCAAGAGAAGACAGCGAGGAGCAGACAAGGUGGGGAAGGAGAGAGGCCACCUCUGAGCAUGGAGCAGGUUGGUCCUGCCUCAACCCAGCCUAGCACCUCUUACUCUCAUCAGGAACAGGCUGCAACAAGACCUUCCGCGUGGCCUGCAGGUCAUCCUCCAGUAGGGGCUUCUUGGACCCCUGUCUGAGGGGCCGGGUCUUGGUUGGUGGGAUUCUUUUCCCUUUGAAUAAAAAACGAAUCAAACUCAGCA